AUGAAGCUCCUGGUUGUCUUCACCUCAUUGGUCGUGGCGGUGGCCAGUGAGACAGGCUAUGGUAGCGGCGCGCCCUCCGGCUCUGGCUUCACUCAUGGCGGCUCUGGCGGAGGAUUCGGCGGAGGAGGCGGCUUCGGAGGCGGCUUCGGAGGAGGCUCCGGUGGUGGUGGAGGCUAUGGUGGAGGAGGAGGCUCCAGCGGAGGAGGAGGCUAUGGCGGAGGAUCAUCCUGCGGGGCUGGUCAGGUGCGUCACGUGGACGGCAGCUGCGUCACGCCGAAGGUGACGCGCAACCUGUACGUGUACCGAGCCCCCGAGCUGGCGCCCAUCACGGGCCCGGCCCCCUAUGUGCCAGCGCCCCGUGUGGAGCACAACGUCAUCUUCAUCCACUCACCGGACAGCCUCACGGGACAGAAGCCCAUCGUGGUGCCGCCACCACAGCAGAAGAACGUUGUGUACCUGCUCAGCAAGCGGCCUCAGGAUGACCAGCAGGUGAUCGAAGUACCCGCCCCCGAGCAGCAGGCGCCGGAGAUCUUCUUCGUCAACUACGCCGAGGGAGAAAACCCGUCUCUGCCCACCGGCGGCGACCUGCAGUCCGCCCUCAGCAAGGCUUCCCAGGGCAGCGGCGAACUCGUCAGCGGUGGUGGCGGGUUCGGUGGCGGCGUCGGCGGUGGAAUUGGCGGUGGUAUCGGCGGCGGUGCAGGAGGUUACGGCGGCAGCGGCGGUAUCGGAGGUGGUAUCGGUGGCGGCAUUGGCGGUGGUAUCGGCGGCGGCAUUGGCGGUGGCAUCGGUGGCGGUGCAGGAGGUUACGGCGGCAGCGGCGGUAUCGGAGGUGGCAUCGGGGGCGGUAUCGGCGGCGGCAUCGGCGGCGGGCAGUACAGCACUCCCACCGCGUCUCCCCCAUCAGGUGUUUACUCUCAGCCCUGAGGCGUGUGGGGCAGCUCGCGGGGCCCCCUGGCGACACGCUCUCGUCCCCACCUUAGGCGUCACUCCUGUUAGAUUGUUGUUGUUGUUGCCGCGCCGCCCGUGGCUCCGGUCACUGGCGGCGCGCUGGCACAGAAAUAAAGUUGAGACAAGAC
Molecule: messenger RNA, 1076 nt
Organism: Eriocheir sinensis (Chinese mitten crab)
Lineage: Eukaryota; Metazoa; Arthropoda; Malacostraca; Decapoda; Varunidae
Exons: 2
Coding region: 1-924 (307 amino acids)
Source: RefSeq, a predicted model, not a curated record